AUGGACGAAAAGCAAAGCCUAGCUCAGACAUACUCCGAGACGCUCGUAACAAACUCUAAACUUCACGCAGCAAUUUCCAAAACGGUCAACCAAGUUAUCGAGAAGACGGACUUGAGCCUUCAACACGCACCGUUAGAGGGCAGCGGUUAUGCGCGUGAUCAAGGGACGGAUCAUGUAAAGCGUCCUAUGAACGCGUUCAUGGUCUAUGCUCGGGCAGCGCGCAAAGAAUUGGCAUUACAGUACCCUAACCUCAGCUACAGAAAGUUAAGUAAAAUCCUGGGUCAGCUUUGGAAAAUGUUGGACGAGAAGGAAAAGCAGCCGUUUAUCGAAGAAGCCGAAAGAUUGCGUCGAAAACAUCGCUCUGAGCAUCCCGAUUAUAAAUACCAACCGAAAAAGAAAGCCAAGAAAACACGAAGCGACUCUGAAGAGAGCACGAGCACGCCACGGAGUCUUCCGAUGACGCAUGAUCUUUCACGAAAGGUUGGCGAGCAAUUGCGAACGAAGCAAAGCAUCGAUCCCCGUUUCCCCACCCCAGCCUGGAACUACGGGGUGUCUCUACCCAUGGCCGUCAAACCAGAGUCUUAUCGUACGGUUCCCGAAUUUUCACCCAACCCAGGAAUGAAUCAGUACCUAACCACCUCGGAUAGUUUAGACAACAACAAGCUCUUCUCCAGUCUUUUAACGGAAGCAGCGCAACGCGGGAGCCUGAGACUAGAGGACACAACAAAGAACCUUACAUCAGGCAUCCCUGCAACAAGCCUACGAGAUACUUCGCCUCGUUUGAUCAAUCAAUAUAACCUUCUUCAAAGGCCACUGGCCAGCGUAGCUCGUCCAGAGUUCGCGAAAGGUCUACCGUAUUUCCCUACCAGUUUGUUCCAGAAGACAACAGCGGGAUUGUUUGAAGAUCAGCAUCACCAGGCUGGUUACCCUACACCAGUUGACAGACUUGUGCCUGUAACGUCCGCAAGCCGAACUAGGGGUGAACUGUACCUCCGAGUAUAA
Molecule: messenger RNA, 1002 nt
Organism: Paramuricea clavata
Lineage: Eukaryota; Metazoa; Cnidaria; Anthozoa; Malacalcyonacea; Plexauridae
Source: the annotation of a GenBank genome assembly